AUGUCUCAUCCACAAAAUAAAGACAAACGAGGUCGCGGCCGUGGCCAAGGCCAAAGCCGCGACGUCCAAGUGUCCAAGGCAUUGAGCUUGCUCCUACGGCAUGCCGCCGAGAAGGAAGGCCUGAAGAUGAAUGCACAAGGCUACGCAAGCGUGCCCGAUGUGCUAAACUGGAGAAAACUGAAAUCACUGAAAGUCACCUUCCCCGAAAUUCUCCACGCCGUCGAGACAUCAGAUAAAAAGCGCUUCGGUCUCCUCCACAUCCCCUCCUCCCAACCCACCGAAUCUACAACCCAGCCAACAGCAGCAACAUCCGAGAUAGAACGCCAAGCCAGCACCGUCGUAGAAAACGAACAGCCCGUAAUCUCGGUCCGGGACUCCGGAUCCGCCACGAGCGAGGCCCAACAAACAGCCACCGACCUUGCAUUAUCCGUAAAGGACACCAAUCCCGCCAACUUCCUCAUUCGUGCCACACAAGGCCACAGCAUCAAGACCGUCGAUGCUGCAUCCUUGCUCGAACCGCUUUCUCUAUCCGAUGAAGCGAACAUACCCGAUACCGUUGUUCACGGCACCUUCCACUCGACUUGGCCGUUGAUUCUACAGUCUGGUGGACUACGUUGUAUGGGCCGGAACCAUAUCCACUUCGCUACGGGGCCGUCGCUGGAGUCCGUGUUGGCACUUCGCAAUCAGGAUGCGCAGGGAACAUCAAAAAUGGAUAAGUCGAAGGUUAUCUCGGGCAUGCGACACGAUGCACAGGUUUUGAUCUACAUUGAUGUUCGCAAGGCGUUAGCCGCGGGGGUUCCGUUUUGGCGCAGUGAGAACGGGGUUAUCCUUAGUGAGGGCGUUGUUGUUGUGAAGGAUGGGGAGGCUGAGAAGGUGGAGGUUGAGAAGGAGGCGCAGAAGUUCGUUUCGUUGGACUUUUUCCAUGUCGUCGUAGAGAGGAAGGUUGGACUGGGCAAGAUUUGGGAGCGUGGGGAAUUGCUGCAGGAGUUACCAGUGCAUCUGACCUCGAGAGGUAAUCCCAAGGGUCAUCUCAAGGGUCCACGAUGA
Molecule: messenger RNA, 1047 nt
Organism: Penicillium bovifimosum
Lineage: Eukaryota; Fungi; Ascomycota; Eurotiomycetes; Eurotiales; Aspergillaceae
Product: tRNA 2'-phosphotransferase
Exons: 2
Coding region: 1-1047 (348 amino acids)
Biological process (GO): tRNA splicing, via endonucleolytic cleavage and ligation
Molecular function (GO): tRNA 2'-phosphotransferase activity
Source: RefSeq, a predicted model, not a curated record